AUGUCGUUGAAGCACCACCAUAGAGGAUUGGAGCUGUCUGCGUCCAAGAGUUUUGUCUCGAAGAAAUGGACUUUCUUUCUCUGUAUCGGAUUCUUCUGCGCGGGGAUUCUCUUCUCCGACAGAAUGUGGCCAGAGCCUGAAGCCAAUGUUGUAUCAAGGGAAGCUUCAGAUGAACGACUGCGUUUAGUGUCAGAGGACUGUGAUUCAUCAAAAAAAGGCUUGAAGCGUGAAUCAAAAGACAUCCCUAGAGAGGUUUACAAGAGUCCAGAUGCAAUUCAAACGCUCGACAAAACGAUUUCGACUCUGGAAAUGGAGUUAGCGGCUGCGAGAGCCGCUCAAGAAUCCAUCAUGAAUGGUUCACCCGUCUCUGAUGACUUCAAGCUCUCUGAAACUGUCACCAAAAGAAAGUAUCUGAUGGUUGUUGGGGUUAAUACUGCGUUUAGCAGCAGAAAGCGUAGGGAUUCAGUCCGUGCUACUUGGAUGCCUCCUGGUGAGGAGAGAAAGAAGCUCGAGGAAGAGAAAGGGAUCGUGAUGCGAUUCGUUAUAGGCCAUAGUGCCACUCCAGGUGGAAUUCUUGAUAGAGCGAUUCAGGCUGAAGAAAGUAAACAUGGAGACUUCUUGAGGCUGGACCACGUUGAAGGUUAUCUCGAGCUGUCAGCAAAGACUAAAUCUUACUUUACCACGGCUUUCAAACUGUGGGAUGCAGACUUUUACGUGAAAGUAGAUGAUGAUGUGCAUGUAAACAUAGCCACUCUCGGAGCAGAAUUAGCGAGAUACCAGAUGAAGCCCCGAGUGUACAUUGGUUGCAUGAAAUCUGGACCCGUUCUUGCUCAGAAAGGAGUGAGAUAUCAUGAACCGGAGUACUGGAAAUUUGGAGAAGAGGGUAACAAAUACUUCCGCCAUGCCACUGGUCAGCUCUACGCAAUUUCUAGGGAAUUGGCGUCUUAUAUAUCGAUAAACCAAAACGUACUUCACAAGUACGUGAAUGAGGAUGUCUCUUUAGGAUCAUGGUUUCUUGGAUUGGAUGUGGAGCAUGUAGAUGACCGUAGGUUAUGUUGUGGUACAACAGAUUGCGAGUGGAAGGCGCAAGCAGGCAACAUCUGUGUUGCCUCGUUCGACUGGAGCUGCAGUGGGAUUUGUAGAUCAGCGGAACGGAUGAAGGAUGUUCAUCGGAGGUGUGGAGAAGGCCCAAAUGCUCUAAUGGCCGCAUCUUUCUGA
Thlaspi arvense is the source of this 1218-nucleotide messenger RNA. The record is from the annotation of a GenBank genome assembly. Lineage: Eukaryota; Viridiplantae; Streptophyta; Magnoliopsida; Brassicales; Brassicaceae.